Molecule: messenger RNA, 744 nt
Organism: Schistocerca nitens (vagrant locust)
Lineage: Eukaryota; Metazoa; Arthropoda; Insecta; Orthoptera; Acrididae
Exons: 4
Coding region: 1-744 (247 amino acids)
Source: RefSeq, a predicted model, not a curated record
AUGGAAGAGUGUAAACUGCGGCCAGUUGUAGUCUUCAGCUCUUCAGAAAUUAAAGCUCUGGCUGCCAAGCAAGACGAUCAGGCUGCCAAGCAAGAAGCUCAGGCUGCCAAGCAAGAAGCUCAGGCUGCCAAACAAGAAGCUCAGGCUGCCAAGCAAGAAGCUCAGGCUGCCAAGCAAGAAGCUCAGGCUGCCAAGCAAGAAGCUCAGAUUUGGUCCGCGGCGGGUUCCAGCCGACAGCCCGUCCCGUUGAUGCCUCCCGCGCAGCUUCAUCCGGGAGCGCCCCGGGUGGUCGCUCAGGCGCCUGCGGUCCCUCUUCAGUCGCCACCGCCUUCGGAGCAGAUGGACGUCGACCCCUCAGCCGGGCCGCCUUCCCAAGCGGUGGCUGUGCAGCCUGUCCUGCAGCCGCUUUCCUUGGGCACCGCCAAGGAGUCUGACACCGCAGCACCUUGUCCGGCGCCCACUCAGCAGCCGUCGACGCAGCGUCAGGAGACGCUGCCUCUCUUCGUGGGUCCCGACGCCCCGUCGCGUCCAGUACCAGAAGCUGCGCCCGUGGUCACAGGCGUGCACCCUGACCUCGGUUUUCAGUCGGUGUUUCCCGAGGCCCCGCGCAGCCAAUGCUGGGGUGCGGACCGGCGACUGCCACCGACAACAGUCUCCGCCCCGAAUGCAGCUAAUAAUUUAUCUUGCUCUCAAAACAGUUUUGAAGAAACAUUACCAUCAGCGAUAUCUUUGGCAGAGGAGUAG